Molecule: messenger RNA, 744 nt
Organism: Penicillium canariense
Lineage: Eukaryota; Fungi; Ascomycota; Eurotiomycetes; Eurotiales; Aspergillaceae
Product: C40 family peptidase
Exons: 1
Coding region: 1-744 (247 amino acids)
Source: RefSeq, a predicted model, not a curated record
AUGAUCUUCUCCCCUCUCGUCGCCAUCUCCCUCGCCAUUCUCCCCGCUGCUGUCAGCGCAUAUCCUAUCAGCGGAGACACGGUGAACUGCCGUUCGGGACCUGGCACUGGCUACGACGUUGUCAAGACCUACAAAAAGGGUCAGGACGUCUCGAUUACCUGCCAAGCUACCGGCACGGACGUCAAGGGCGACACCCUGUGGGACAAGACCUCAGACGGCUGCUACGUGACCGACUUCUACGUGAAGACCGGGUCAAGCAGCUACGUAACAAAGAAGUGCGACAGUGGCAGUGGGAGCGGUGGCGGCAGCUCCGGCUCUGGCUCAUCCAUCGUCGCCGCCGCCGAGAAGGAGAAGGGCCUUCCCUAUGUCUGGGGUGGCGGUGGCUGCGAUGGGCCUUCUGGUGGUGGCUUCGAUUGCUCCGGUCUGACUCAAUACUCCCUCUGCCACGCCCUGAAGAAGAAGAUCCCCCGUACUGCGCAGACGCAGUAUGAUGCUACUAGCCAGGGCAAGCGCAUUCCCCGCGCCGAGGCCAAGGAGGGCGAUCUGAUUUUCUGGGGUGAGAACGGAAACUGCAAGACCGGCGUUGCUCAUGUCGGUAUCUUCAUUCGGGAAGGGUGGAUGAUUAAUGCUGCGCACACUGGGACUCCCGUCCGUGAGCAGGCUAUCUGGACUUCGUCUGGCGGCGAGAGUAUUUGCCCUUAUGCUAUGAGGUAUGAUGUUCAUGGCCCUUUAGACAAGGGAUAA